UUUUCCUGGUCAAGGUUCACCCUUUGCUUUCUCCUAUACAAUUUUCUUUUCCGUAAUUAGAGACCAAAAAACCAAGAUGACUUCUAAAUCCCAGGAAAAGAUCAGAAUUUCCUGAGGAGAUAUGAGGGACCAUGGAUCUCAAGCAGUGUUUCAGUCUUGCCUCCUUCUGUAUUGCAAUCCUGGUGUCAUUCUCUUUGUCAGAACACUUUGAAGUAAGCUCUUCUCCAUCUGUCAUUGGUAUUGUGGGUCAAGAUGUGAUACUGCCAUGCCAGAUCUCUCUUGGGAGACAACCACAGAGUAUGGAAGUUCAGUGGCAAAAAAUUGGUGAUGAUUACAUCAACAUCUACCAGUUCAAAGCUCUCUCUGGUUUGGAAAUGUUUGAGCAGGGCUAUGAGUCCCGGACUGUGCUGGAUAAGGAGGAACUGCCCAAUGGAAAUGUGUCAUUGAAGCUGAAAAGUGUGCAAGUUACUGAUCAGGGAUCCUACAGAUGCAUUGUCAAGUCUACUGGCUGGAGUGAUAACAUCCAAACAGCUCUUCAUGUUACAGGCAUGGGAAUGGUGUCAAUCGAGAUUUUGGGUCCAGAAGGAAAUGGGAUCAAACUGGCUUGCAGAUCUUCUGGAUGGUUUCCUCGUCCAGAACUACAGUGGCUUAUAAAAGAUUAUCAGAACCAUCCAUAUGAACUUGAGCAGGAUCAUAAGCAGCUGUUCAAUGUUUCUAGUUCCAUCACAGUUUUGAGAGGCACAAGAGAAGUUAUUUGCAUAGUCCAUGAGAAAGGCCAUUUGCAGAUGAAACACAAAGCCACUAUCUUCCUUUCAAGUGAUAUUUUCCCACAAACUUCUCCGUGGUUCCCUGCAUUCUGGGUGUUAUUUAUGCUGUCCUUUCUACUUUUUGGAGUUACAGGAUAUUACAUAUAUAAAGGAAAGCAGAAGCAUUCCUUGAAGAAACGCUCUGAGGAGGAAGAACAUUUGGUUCAUGAAAUUCAGAAAAAAACCUUGGAAGGAGGUAUCAACGAGAUGCGAGGAUAUUUAGAAAGAAUACAAACUGAACUAGACUUUAGGAAGGCUCAGAGCUACCUAGUUCCUGUCCAUCUGGAUCCAAACUGUAAACAUGCAGACCUUGCAGUGUCUGCAGACUUCAAUGAAGUUCAACACAAGCCCACAUCUUCAGAAGCAGCUACCAAGGCUGGAGCCCUGAUUGCAGUGGGAAGAGAGGGGUUUCAGGGAGGGAGGCAAUACUGGCAAGUGAGGGUGUGGGACAAGCCAGAGUGGGAUCUAGGAGUGCUGACAGAAGCCACAAGGGACAAGUUGCAAAAGCAGAAGUUUGAAGCACCCCUGGAAGAGGGAUACUGGUCCCUGCAAAAGUUGAAUGGGAAAUAUCACCCUGACGAGGCAGAUGAUCAAAUCAGGGGUCAUUCUGUUAAGCCUCGAAUGGUUGGGGUUUAUCUGGACUGGGAAGAAUGCAUCCUGUCAUUCUAUAGUGUAAACACCAUGACAGCCAUCAUGAAGAUUCCACUAGAAACCUCUGAGAAGCUGUAUCCAUUCUUCAGUCCUGGUUACUCUGAACUGGGAGACAAGGUGAAGCCCCUCAUCAUCUGCCACAACAGUGACUGGGAUUUCCCUUUACAAUUAGGAAAAGAAAUUUCCCUCCUCUGUUCCAGUAGUGGUGAAGCAGCAGAAACAACAGAAAGCUCAUCAGAGUCAAGAAUAACAGAAAAUUCACAAGCCAAGAAUAACAAAAAAAACCCCUAACAAAAGUGAAGAAUUGGCUUCUGUUCCACACUCUUCACAAACCAAAGGAGUCUCAGAGCCAGUUACAACUGUCUUCCCUUCCUCUCCUCGCAACAGACACCCUUUGAGGUAGGUGGACUGAGAAUGUUAUGAAAGAAGUGUGACUGACCCAAGGUCACCCAGCUGGCUGCAUGUGGAGGAGUGGGGAAUGAAGCCUGGUUCUCCAGAUUACACUCUGCUGCUUUUAACCACUAUUCCACUAAGUGAACAACAACAAUAUUUGGUUCACAAUAGUCUCAAAUAAGGAAGCUCAGGAAAUCUUCCUCUGCCAAUGUUUUUCACAGACUUAAACAAAACACAGAGUAUCAUAAUAUGGGAUUCUUCUGGAUUUGUAUUUCUGAAAUUCAUUCACUUAAAAUAAGUAAAAGUGAAAGUAAAACUUUGACUGCAAGGAUUCUUUUACUGGGGUUUGUUUUUGUUAUCGCUUUAUUGCCCAGGAAUAUGGGUACACUCCUGUGCGUCAAAAGAAAGAAAAUAAAUUAUAGUUUUAGUGUUAAAAGUUUCACUUUGAAUAUGUGUUAUAAUUCAUUUCUGCAUUGCAGAACAAUAGAGUGGCCCUCUUGCAGAAGAAGAAAAAUUGAAAUAAAAUUAAGUAGUGGUUUUAGCACAAAAUGUGUUAGACUUGUCCCCCCCCCUCCCUAAUAUUAGUAUCUUGGAAUACUGUUGGGGUACUUCUUUUUCUUUGGAGAAACCACUUAAUUCCAGACUCAUCCAACAACCUUUUAGAAAUGGGUGCAAUUUCCAAAAAAUGCCCAUCUUGAGAGUUGACCUGGUCCAUAUCAUAGAAGAUAAUAAAAGCCCUACCGUGGUGGCAAAUCUAACUAUCCUGAUCCUGAUUCGUUGGGGCUUGAUGGAACUGUAUCGUACAAGCCUUUGGCCCAUCAAACUAUCAGUCAAGAGUACUUGUGUGCCAUUGGCUGAGUCUGCUCCUCUCUCCCACCCGAAUGGCUGUUGCCAGCCAGCAAAGCUGAUUUUGUCAGUAAAAUGCAACCAACCUUAGAUCUGGCAGUUACUGCAAGAACACACUAUUGACCCAUCAAACAUCAGUCACCACCUCUGGCCUCCCAUUCUGGGGAGGAGCCAGUAGUCGUGGUGCAUGUUGGCACCAACGAUGUGGGGAAAUGCAGUCGUGAGGUCCUGGAGGAAAAAUUUAGGCUGCUAGGCAGGAGACUUAAGGCAAGGACCUCCAAGGUAGCCUUCUCAGAAGUGUAGGGAGGAAGGUGUAGGGAGAAAGGGUUUAAGUUUGUUAGGCACUGGGAUGCUUUCUGGAACAAGCAGGAGCUGUACAAAAGAGAUGGUCUCCACUUGUCCCAAGAAGGAACUAGGCUGCUAGCACUUAAAAUAAAAAAGGUGACAGAGCAGUUUUUAAGCUAAAUCUUGGGGGAAAGCCAACAGGAGAUGAAAUGUCUCUAGUUUGGGAGGACUCAUCUCAAAGAGAUGAAGGAUUAGCUGUUACUUUUCUACUGGGCAAUGGAUCAGUGUUGUCCACUGAGAUGGUGACAAACAGUAUGGACUGUCUGCCAAAGUCUUGAGGCAGCAGGAGGAAGGUUGCGGGCCUAACUUGCCUGGGAAAUUAUAGAUGUUUGUAUACAAAUGCUAGAAGUGUUCAAAGAAAAAUCGGAGAGUUGGAAUGCUUAGUGCUGGGUCAUUAACACAUAUCCUGACCUUUUGUAACCUAUUAGGAGGACAUUACUAAAUCAGCCCCACUAUUGUUACCUGAAGAUCCAUCCAGGUGACCAGAGUCUGCUCUACUCAUUGGCUUAAGGUGGGCUCCCAAUCAGAUACCCAGAAUAGACUUACCACUGCCCACCACACAAGCCAGCCCCUUUUCUGGGUUGGUCUCACCCCCUCCAAUGAUUACAUACAGGACUUCAAGCCAUGCUUGCACUCUCUCUCUCUGCCUGUACACCAUGUAACCAGAUUGUUCCCCCUCCUUUACCCUAAGUAAGGGGGGGGGGUCUCUCAGUCAUGGCACAUGGUCGUGCAUGCCUUCAUCUUCAAGCCCCAAAUGGACCUCUGCACACCUGGAAAGGUAGUAUUCCCUGUGUGUCUUCCCUUUGACUCUGCUAUAUCUCACCUCUUCAUUUCUUAAGUCUUGUGUAUGCUUAUAUUAUUUAUGUGUAAAGGAAUGAUUGUACCGCAACACCUACAUUUAUUUGAAUAAAACAUUAUAAAAUACCA
This is a messenger RNA of Heteronotia binoei (common prickly gecko), 3968 nucleotides long. RefSeq names its product butyrophilin subfamily 2 member A2-like. The record is from RefSeq and is a predicted model, not a curated record. Bases 132 to 1748 code for a protein of 538 amino acids. The transcript is spliced from 11 exons. NCBI's taxonomy places the organism in Eukaryota, Metazoa, Chordata, Lepidosauria, Squamata, Gekkonidae. Gene Ontology annotation, molecular function: protein binding.